UGCUUUAUAUGAAUGAGCGUCAUAUUUGUAUCAAUUAUCGUUUUUAUGGACUGAUUGUUAUUUAUGUGUAUUUUUCAGUUAUUAUGUACAUCAAAGAGGCGACAAUAGAUAAUUCCUAUCAAACGAAUCUUUUGCCUGCCGUAACAGUAAUAAUCUCUCCAGUUAUGGCACAAUGAAUUCCUCUCUGGCCCAAUGUGACAAAGCCGUACCAGGGUUUCCCUCCAGUGUAGUUAUUUGCUUGAAUUUUGAGGUUCUCUUCGCCGGACCUGUACGCCCGCCAGCGGUGGAGGCGCAUCCAACACCUGGCGAACGACUUCUGGGCCCGCUGGAGAAGGGAGAUCGUCUACGCUGCACAAGAGAGACGCAAAUGGACGAAGGUUGUGCAGAACAUCGAGGUCGACGACAUCGUUCUGGUCGUGGACGACGAGCGCCCGCGCUCGGAGUGGCCGUUGGCGCGUGUCGUCGCUACGCACCCGAGCGGCGACCACCUGGUGCGGAAGGUUCGCGUGCUCCUGGGCGGCUCCGAGUACGAGAGGCCGGUGCACCGCCUUGUGCUUCUCCUGCGGAGGGACUGUACGUGAUUCCCCGUCGAGGAAGCCUGAUGUGGAUUGGUCAGGUCGACCAAUCGAAGCACAAAGUGCUCAGUGAUCUGCUACGGACUAUAUUGAUCAGUGAGUGGGAUGAUCAGUGAGCGAUCAGUGAGUGCGCGUGCAAAACUGAACUCGCCAGAGGAGCGUGACGAUGUGUUGGGUGUUAGGGUGUUACGAUGUGAUCUCGCGUCGAGAUUUAGAGGAAGUGCAAAUUUUGUUCAAAUUUGGGGGAGCCAUGUUCCCGCAUUACAAUUUGCUUGCGGGUUUCCCCAGGAAUAGCGCGGCGAACGCGGCCCUUGAUUUGUUUGCGUGGCGCACUGCGCGUCGUGGCCAGUGAUACGGCGCUGAGAUAUCUGACACGUGGGCUAUGCCAAAGGAAGGAGAGAGUAGGUGACAGAAUAGAUGAUAUUUAUGAUUAUGUUAUUAUCCAAAUGAUCUGCCAAUAUGUUACUGACUUGUUACGUUACUGAUUUAACCAUUUAUUUGCUUUAUUUCUCAUAAUUUUGGCUGUGAUAAUCCAUGCUUUAUAUGAAUGAGCGUCAUAUUUGUAUCAAUUAUCGUUUUUAUGGACUGAUUGUUAUUUAUGUGUAUUUUUCAGUUAUUAUGUACAUCAAAGAGGCGACAAUAGAUAAUUCCUAUCAAACGAAUCUUUUGCCUGCCGUAACAGUAAUAAUCUCUCCAGUUAUGGCACAAUGAAUUCCUCUCUGGCCCAAUGUGACAAAGCCGUACCAGGGUUUCCCUCCAGUGUAGUUAUUUGCUUGAAUUUUGAGGUGUGUUUUUAACUAACAGUGUACCUACCCAUGAUUGAUCCUGUUUUAUUAUGUUGUAGUUGGCACUAACUGUGGCACAUGACUAACAUGAACUGGUACCUAGUGUAGAUUUAGAACAGAAUUUUGUUGAAUCCUACCUACCUCGUCAUUCCAAUUACCUGCACACCAUGGAUCCGACUGAUGAUCAAGAGCGUGUUGUCACAAGGCCCGCCCAGGCACUGAAAAUGACUGAGAAGGGUUACCAGUACCAAAAGGAGUUGAAGCUGAAAAUGUUCAGACAAAUGCUGAUCAAGCUGGAGAAAGACGGAAAGAUGCUUCUGGAUGAUCUGACAUCUGAAGAUGAUGAAGACAGGAUGCAGCAAACAGUUGCAAAGAUCUCCAGAUGGCAGCACACUUACAUUAGACUGAAACAGACAGAUGGUGACCUGUGUACUCUUCUGGGAGGAGAUUAUGAUGAGCACAGGACAACGUAUGAGCAGAAACUGAUGGAGUUGGAGGUCAUGAGAGCAACAAUUGAAUCUCUGACACCAGCCCAAGGAGAGGAUGUCAACCAAAAGAAGACAAAGGAUCAAGAUGAAUGUUCAUCUGCGAAGAGCGGGUCAUCAAGAUCAGGAAUGUCAAUGAGAGCCCAGCUGUACAUGUUGAAAGUAAAAGAAAGCCAAAUCACAGUGGAGCUCAAGACAAGAGCAGCUGCUCUUGAGGAGAAGUGCCAGCUGGAAAGAGAAAUGAAAAUGAUGGAAACCCAAAUGCAAGAACUGAAGUGGAAAGAAGAACGACACAAACUGAACACUGAACUGAAGAUUCAGCAAGCAAAGACAGAAGUGAUUGAGAAUAUGGAAAGGGAGAUUGACGCAUCAUUUCUGACACCACAAGAAGCUGGAGAUGGUAGCCUGCAGACAAGGAAGGUGAACCAGGUCAGUACGGGAGAAUGUACUACUGAUUGUCAUGAAGCAAACACAGACAUGACAAACUGUGCCAACCCGCAGCUGACCGCAGUUGAACCGUCUCCAUCCCCAGGUCCUGAGCCAGCAACUGGACCAGUGACUGUGUCUGUGUUGACUGAGCUUCUUUCUCAGCAGGCUCAGAGAGAUCGUCUGCCUCAGAUUGAGCCAAGCGUCUUCAGAGGCGACCACACGACAUUCCACAUGUGGCUGAAGGCUUUUGAAGCCUACAUUGAGGCCAGAUGCUCAUCACCAAGUGAACGACUCCACUACUUGGGGCACUACACUGCUGGAGAUGCUCGGAACUCCAUUCUCGGUUUCCUACAGCUGAGCUCAGAGGACGCAUACAUGCAGGCCAAGAAACGACUGACAGACCGAUAUGGCAAUGCCUUCAUCACUGCCAAUGAGUUCAAGAAGAGGUUGUACAAGUGGCCAGAGGUGAAGGUAGGAGACAGUAAGUCACUCACUGAACUGGCUGACUUUCUUGAACAGUGCUUGAUGGUUUCAAACUCCAUGCAAGAGCUGAAGAUGUUUGAAGGCAUGCAUGAGAUUGAUAUGGUCAUCAGAAAACUGCCAAGGUACAUGAGUGACACUUGGAGACGGGUGGUGGACAGGUGGAUACACGAACCUGAAGAUGGUGCCAUGCCUCAGUAUCCUCCCUUCUCACAGUUCGUCUCUUUCAUGAGCAAGGAGGCAAGAGUCUCUUCUGGUCCUGUGACGUCACGGAAUCGAGAAGAAGACAGGAAGAGACCACCGACAAAGAAAGAAAGAAACACACAUGUGCUUCUUACAUCUGUGCCAGCGAAUCAGAGACAGGAAAACCUGCAGCUUCAGCAGCAACACUGCGUCAUCUGUAAGGACGAUCACUCCAUGGAUCAGUGUGCAGCGUUCAUGAGGAUGUCCUUGAAGGAGCGGCAGGAGCUCGUUCGGCAACGAGGACUGUGUGGAGGCUGCCUGAGACGAGGCCACAGGUGGAAAGAAUGCAGGAGGAAGCAGCAGUGCGAGAAGUGCAAAAGACUGCACCCUACUCUACUGCACGAUGAGAGCCUUCUGAAGCACAGCAGGACGGCUUCUGCUUCAACAGGAACCCAGACGACGGCCACGUCGCUCCAUGUGACAUCCAGUGACACGAGAAGUGUGAGGCUGAAGUGCACACACUCAAUGCUGGUGCCCGUCCAGCUUGAGCAUCGAGACUGUCCAACCAGCAAAGAGAUCGUGUACGCGCUGUUGGACCCACAGUCCGACACCUGUUUCGUGAAGGAUUCUGUGUUGCAGAGAAUGGGUGUGGAUGGCGAAGAAGUGGCUCUGGAAGUGAACACGAUGACCGGGAAGACUGUCUCCAAAAGUCAAGUCAUCAGGGGCUUCACCAUCCGAGAUCUCUCUGGAAGCCAGAAGAUAGAGUUGCCUCCCACAUACUCAAAGGAAGACAUCCCAGCCGAACGUCAGCUCAUUCCACGACGUGAGACUACAGCCGAGUGGACACAUCUACGUGAAGUCUCCCGAGAGCUGCCAGAGUAUCGUCCCGAGGCUGAGAUCGGUAUCCUCAUUGGUGUCAACUGCUCGAAGGCCCUGAAACCCCUUGAAGUGGUCACAGGUGGAGACGACGAGCCGUGGGCGAUUCGUACGAGCCUAGGCUGGAGUGUGGUUGGCUACAUGGGAGAGGCCGAGGAAACUGACGGACAAGAAGACUCUGCGUGCCUCUUUAUCUCGACAGAAGCAGGCCCAAAGAGGAUUCAACACUACGCGUUCAGAGUGAGAGCCAGAGAACUACAUCCAGAGCAAGUCGCUAGAAUGUUUGACUCUGACUUUGACCCACAGAGAGACAAGGGCAAAGUGAUGUCUCAAGACGACAAGCAGUUCCUGAGGAUAAUGGAAGACGGUAUGCACCAGCUCGCAGAUGGUCGUUUUGAGGCUCCACUUCCGCUGCGUGAGCCAAACACCAAAAUGCCGAACAACAUUGAACAAGCUCAGGGCCGUCUGCAGUCCUUAAGCAGGAAGUUCAAGAAGGAUUCCGACUACAAGGACCUGUACGUCAGAGCUAUGGAAGAGAUGCUGGCCAAAGGGUACGCCGAGCCCGUCCCUGAUGAAGAAAUCGAGGCCAGCAAUGGACGUGUGUGGUACGUCCCACACCAUGGCGUCAUCGAAAAGAAGAUGACGCCAUGCUUUAUAUGAAUGAGCGUCAUAUUUGUAUCAAUUAUCGUUUUUAUGGACUGAUUGUUAUUUAUGUGUAUUUUUCAGUUAUUAUGUACAUCAAAGAGGC
Molecule: messenger RNA, 4561 nt
Organism: Amphibalanus amphitrite
Lineage: Eukaryota; Metazoa; Arthropoda; Thecostraca; Balanomorpha; Balanidae
Exons: 2
Coding region: 1528-4473 (981 amino acids)
Source: RefSeq, a predicted model, not a curated record